Molecule: messenger RNA, 543 nt
Organism: Cylicocyclus nassatus
Lineage: Eukaryota; Metazoa; Nematoda; Chromadorea; Rhabditida; Strongylidae
Source: the annotation of a GenBank genome assembly
AUGUUCCUUCACAAAGAAGGGUGCCGGUACGAAACCGUGAAGAGUACUAUUCGGAGGAGCCGUGGAGGAUGGUGGUGGUCUCGGUUUUGGAGGUUUCGUUUGGACUGUUAUGUUCACCUCUUCUCCAUAUGCGGUGCCAAGUGUCACUGGAACUGUGUGGCUUUGAAAGCAUUCUAUGUGACCGCCAAUGCCGGACAUAGUGCACAGCUCAGUGUUUUCUGAGCUCCGGAAUCGAAGAAGAAAAGAACUUUUUCGAAAACCUGUGUAUUGUUAUUCCAUACGUUGCCUUCAGCCGUCAUUAAUAUAAGUUGUUUAUUUGUGGAAUUGUUGUUAACGACUUCUACGCUGUUGCUUUGUGUUUCUGCGAACAUUUGUGUGUUUGGUUGACCCAUUCUCUGUUUUUCACGUUUAUAGUUAUUUCGUUGGUCGGAAUUGCGAUUUCUAUCGUUUUUGUAGUUAUUUUGAUUUGCGUUUGUAAUUCUCGGCCUGCUAUCAAGCGUGGGGUUACUGCGAGGCUCAUCUUUUUUGUAGCACAAACUAAUA